Messenger RNA from Aspergillus calidoustus, 4245 nucleotides. Lineage: Eukaryota; Fungi; Ascomycota; Eurotiomycetes; Eurotiales; Aspergillaceae. The record is from the annotation of a GenBank genome assembly.
AUGGCUGCGACGAUUGAUCGCCCUUUUCACGAGUCGAUCGCGGGCGGGCCUGCGACCGAUGCAGCUUCGAUCACACCUCCUCACAGCGUCAACGGCAGGAAGGAUGCCCCGGAUGGUGUCCCAUCCGAGCUCUCCGACCUCGAGCUUGAUUCCAAGGCUGUUGGCGCCCAGGAGGCCCCGUCGAUCGAGGAUGCGGAGGAGUUAGAGGAGAUAGAACCGGACCACUACUAUGGAGGCGGCAAGAUACCUGUCUUUAAGCCUACGAUGGACCAGUUCCGCGAUUUCCAGACUUUCAUCAACAGAAUCGAUAAAUAUGGUAUGCGCUCUGGAAUUGUCAAGGUUAUUCCGCCUAAGGAAUGGCGCGAUGCCCUUCCUCCUCUCGACGAAGCGGUAAAGAAGAUCCGCGUGAAAAAUCCGAUUAUGCAGGAAUUCCACGGCUCCCACGGAACAUAUACCCAAGCCAACAUCGAAAGACAAAGGUCAUAUAACUUACCCCAGUGGAAAGGACUUUGCGAAGAUGGAAGCCACCAGCCGCCAGCUCGUCGAGGAGAACGGAGAAGAAACCAGGAGCGUGUCACCAAAGCGCCUGCGGCUCCCAAACCCCCUACGACCCGGUCGGACACUCCAAAACGAGGACCGGGCCGACCGCCUAAGCGAUCGAACCAGGCUAAAGCUAAAGAGGAACCUAAAAUCAAGGAGGAGCCCGUCGAGGACAGUAUCGACAAGACCAAACCCGAGGGCCCGCCGACACCUGUCUCACCGGAGUCCAACCCCGUUGAGACCAAGUCCGAGGAUCUCAGCGACGGCGAGUCUUUGUCUGCAUCCAAAUCUAGAGGCCGACAGCCCAGGUCUGUCACUGCUCGAAGGAAGCAGAAUAAGGGCGAUGCGGUCGACCACGUGGAUGAAGAAGCGUUCAAGGACUUUAAUUAUCGCAUCACUGAUAACGCCGAGUACACAUAUGAGCGGUGCGAAGAGCUCGAAACCGCAUACUGGAAGUCUCUGAUGUUCAACAACCCCAUGUAUGGUGCGGACAUGCCCGGUUCUCUCUUUGACGACAACACGACAUGUUGGAACGUUGCCAAAUUACCGAAUCUCCUUGAUGUCAUCGGACAGAAGGUACCCGGUGUCAAUACAGCAUACCUGUAUCUUGGUAUGUGGAAAGCGACGUUCGCGUGGCACCUGGAAGAUGUAGAUCUGUACAGUAUCAACUAUAUCCAUUUCGGUGCCCCGAAGCAAUGGUACAGUAUCUCUCAGGAGGAUGCGCCCCGUUUCGAACAGGUGAUGAAGAGCAUCUGGCCUAGUGAUGCAAAGACUUGUGACCAGUUUCUUCGACACAAGACGUACCUCGUAUCGCCGAGUCUUCUCAAAUCCCAGUACGGAAUUACAGUCAACAAACUGGUACACUACGAAGGCGAGUUUGUGAUAACAUACCCAUACGGGUACCAUUCCGGCUACAACCUCGGGUACAACUGCGCCGAAUCCGUCAACUUUGCGACUGAAAAGUGGAUGGAUUACGGUCGUGUCGCGAAGAAAUGCAAUUGCGAAGCCGAUAGCGUCUGGAUCGAUAUUGAGGACAUUGAGCGUAAGCUUCGCGGUGAAGCGACUCCCGAAUAUUACGGCGAAUUCGACAGCGACCUUGACGGGGUUGAGGGCGCUUCCGAUCUCCUAACCCCGCCACGUAGUGUCCCUGAAAAGACCUCCACUCGUGGUCGUAAACGCAAGCUUGAUGGUGACACCACCAAGGCCAAGCGCAUGAGGAUGAGCAUGGAUAUCCCACGGAAAAUCCCCUGCCUUUUGUGCCCUAACGAUCUCGACUAUGAAGACCUGCUGCCUACCGAGGAUGGUAAAUCCCACGCCCACCGACGCUGCGCUCUGUACACCGAAGAAACCAGUAUCCUCCGCGAUGAAACCGGCAAAGAAGUGGUUUGCGACAUUGAUAAGAUCCCCAAGGCCCGGAUGGGGCUCAAGUGCCUUUUCUGCCGCGAGGUGCGCGGGGCUUGCUUCCAAUGCAACUUCGGCAAAUGCACCCGCUCCUAUCAUGCUACGUGCGCUCUUUUAGCGGGUGUGCAGGCGGAAGAGGGUCAAGUUGCAGUUGUUGCGGACGAUGGAAACCAGUAUUCUGUCCCUAGUGUUGACCUCAAGUGCAAAUAUCAUCGCCAGAAAAGGCCGACAUGGAUGACCAGCAGUGAGUCACCGGAGAACGACCGUAAACUCAUUGAGACCGCCAAGCGUCUUGUCAUUGGUGAUCUAGUGCAGUUCCAGGUGGACAAAGAGAUCAAUGGCGCAGUGAUACUUGAGAACCGACCGACCGAACGCACCUUGCUGGCCAAGAUGCUUCCACGAGGGGACGUAAUCGAGUUACCAUACCGCUGGAUGCUCGUCGUACGAAGGAGCAAUUUCGCUCCCCUGGCAGCGGGCAUCAAGCCACUCCCCGUGCAUCUCGCCCGGAAGCCCGAAAGUCGGAGCCACUUGGAGUCAGCGCUGCCGGUGGCAGGGAAUCCGUUUGGCGAUGGGCGAUCUCCGUAUCAGUGGGCCGAGUUUGAGACGGUGGACAGCACUAACCAUCCUGCUGCCCCACCCAAUGUGCAGGUCAACCUGGACAAGGGAGAACAGAUCUGGUAUUAUAUGGGCCAGUCAUCGACCGAGUGUAGGGCACAAUAUACGCACAACCCUAGCGUGCCCGUCCACAACCCGCGGUCGAAUUUCCUUGACAGCGUCAAGUCCCUUGGCGCCGUGAUGGCCCGACUCCCCUACCCCCACCACCGUCUGCCACCCUAUGUUUUGACUGCCCCUCCUCCUCACCUCCUUUCUUCUGCCGCCGCAACCACCACCGCCUCCGCUCUCGCUGUCCCUGCUGCUGCUGCUGCUGCCUUCCGCCCUUCGCUGCCGCAGCGCCCUCCUUUUGCCCCUCCCCCUCGCUCGUCUCCCGCCGUCCCUCCUCGCUCUGCUGCUGCUGUUGCUGCUUCUGCGAUGCCGUCAGCCUAUCGCUCCUUGCCAAAUCAAUCAGCCCGUCAUGCUCCGUACCCGCAACUUACCAAGUCCCAUCUUCAAUCCCAACAGCAGCACAGUCAUCAGCAGCAGCAGCAGAACACGAACGGCUCCGCCAACAACACCAGUCACCUUCCCGCCAAUAAUUUUGCCAAUGUUCGCGAGCUCAUUGCCCGCCGCCGUCUGCUCCAGAUCACCGACCAUGCCAAUGUAUUCGCCGGGUACACAAUUGUCGGUCCAGAACUGGUCGUAGAGACCCUUCUGGGGCCCAUGGGCUCCGUGCCGCCGUCCAAUGGUCUCGAGAAAUUGGAGCUCGCCAUGGCUCAGCAACGUGUCCAGCCCCGUGCCCCCGACGGAACCGUCCUCCCCAUGCAGCCCCUGAACAUGCGUUCCGAAGAAGUCACACGGCUAUUGCAGAUGCUCCGGUUCUCCCUCAUCAGUCAUCGCGACCGCUUGGAUGUGCUUCAGAAGAAGGAAUCGGAGACCGUGAAACAGGAGACUGCCAACAAGACGAACGGGGUGACUCCAAAGGUGCCCAAGACGUACGCAUAUCUUGAGCUACAGCGUGAGCAGGCUCCCGCUGUCUAUCGAUCUCCUUAUGAUAUGCCGUCAGGCUUCACGGAAUACGCCCGGACGACGUAUGGUCUCACCCGCCAUGAGCCGGAGCUGCCCAAGCCUUCCUUAGCCAACGAUUACUUCGCCAGCCUCUCUCCCGAGAACCAGGAGAAGAUUCUCAAGACUUGUGGGAGCUUCGUGCAACGGGCAAUGGAACGGUCUGCCCCUCAUAGCCGACAAAGCUCAAGCUCGAACCUCCGACUUUCAUCGGCAUUGGCUCAACAAACUGAGAAUCCGACCAUUGAUAUCACAACGGUUGAGGAUAUGCCUCUAUCGGGCAUAGAUUUUCAUUUGCGGCCAGAAUCACCAUGUUCGAGUUUCAGCCGGUCGCAUCUGCGAUUCCACUCACCUAACGACUUCACUAGUCACGGAGCAGAAGCCCACCAUGACCAUCACGACCUAUUCGGCGACCAGCAAGCCAACACCCGAUUUUGGCAGCAUGGCCCGUGGGCCGCUGGCGAUGGUAACACGCCCAACGAAGAGAGUCGACCGUUCUUUGGCCCUCAUGAACGGCUGAAGCAUGACUAUGCCUCUUCCGACAUUUCGCUAGGCCGUGGUGGUCCGGGUUCUCUGCACUCCGUCGACAUGGCUGGCUUUGGCCUCGACAACCCGGACGAUCUCUGCGCGGGUCUCAGCCCUUGA